Musca vetustissima is the source of this 352-nucleotide messenger RNA. RefSeq names its product histone H1.1-like. Lineage: Eukaryota; Metazoa; Arthropoda; Insecta; Diptera; Muscidae. The record is from RefSeq and is a predicted model, not a curated record. Gene Ontology annotation, biological process: nucleosome assembly. Gene Ontology annotation, cellular component: nucleosome. The transcript has a single exon. The annotation marks the transcript as partial. Gene Ontology annotation, molecular function: DNA binding; structural constituent of chromatin.
AAGAAGAAGGUCGCCCCUAAAAAGGCUGCCGGCGAAAAGAAGACAGCUGCCAAAAAACCAUCUGCCGCCAAAAAGACCGCUGAAAAGAAGAAGGCUGACAAAACAAAGGCCAAGGCUGCCAAGAAAACCGGUACAGUUAAGGCAAAACCCGCAAAGACCGCCGCUAAAGCAUCUGCCACCAAACCAAAGGCACCCAAGGCAAAAACAGCCGCUGCUAAGCCCAAAAAAGCCGCAGCGCCAAAGAAGCCAGCUGCCAAGAAAGCCGCCGCCAAGAAGUAAUUUUUCCCACAAAAAUUACUUUGUCAAGAAUUUUUUCGAUAUUCGAAAACAUAAUAUCUAACAGCCCUUUUCA